AUGGCCUCCUGGCGGCGGAGCUGCCGCGAGGGCCUGGAGAUCCGCCCGAGCGUUGGCAAAGGCUUGGGGCUUUUCACCACCAAAGCCUUGGAGGAGGGCGAAGAGCUUUUUGAAGAAGACCCUGUUUGUGGGAUGGCGCUGCUGAUGUUUGACCAGCCGAAUGGGCGGCGGCAUUGCCAGCACUGCAUGCGAUUUCUACCCGAGACUUUGGAAGGUGGCACAUCCGUUUGCUGUGCCGCCGGUUGCGGGGCCUUUUACUGCACGAAGGCCUGCCGAGAAGAGGCCUGGGCGCAUCAUUCCGUGCUGUGCGGCGCCAACGAAUGCUGGGCCAACUUCGAGCAAGAAGCGCGCGAAUGUUGCAAUGAGUACUACAUCCUGGCGGCUAGGGCGCUGGCCUCUUUGAGGGCUGAUACCUUGGAGGAGGAUCUUUGGGAGCAGAGUCCUUGGUCGGGCUAUGCCUCUCCUGCCUGGUGGGAGACCAUGAAACGGCCCAAGUAUGAGGACUCGGACAGCGAGAGUUCCGCGUCGCAUGGCGAGUCCAGUUCCGCCGACCUGGACUCGGAGGACGAGGCGUCCUUGGAUCGUUUCUUCCAGUCGACGGUGCGCGACCAGACAUGUGACAUGGGCCAAAAGCUGCUCUCAGUGCUGGAAGGUCAGGUGAGCUCUUUGGCAGAGGCUCUGCUGCGUGCGGGGCCGGAGCCGCUGGGCCGUCUGAUGGGCCUUUUGAGGGUCAAUGCCAUGGCGCUGCAUGCCUUUCGCCAGGUGGGUGAGGAUGAAGAUCAGGACUUGGCUAGGGGAAUGGCAAUCUACAGCUUGACGUCCGCCAUGAACCAUGAUGGAGAAGCCAAUUGCUUCGUGUCCAGCGACCCGGACAUGCCACAGCGAUGCCUGGUGCGGACACUGCGACGGGUGGAGCCUGAGGAAGAGCUUUGCAUUGAUUACCUGCAGGGCUCUCCUUACACCACAGAGCAGCGGUGCCAGGUGUCCUUGUGCCAACGAGCCUCAGCAAACCUUUUCAGCUUGACUCUUUCCAACCGCGUGGUCGGCCUGGGUGUCCCGAUGCGGCUCCUGGGCGUGGAUCCGCCGGCCCAGCGCUCUGCGGCUCAGCCCGAUGCCCCGUGGGCGCCUGAAGCGGAAGUUAUGGAGGGAGUGAAUUCUGUCUCUGGCGAUGUCCUGCGGAUAAGCCUUGCCGGCGAGCCACCGCCUAAACUAGGGCAGAAGGCGGCCAUCCAAGCUCCAGAGGAGAAAAACGUCGAAAGACCCUAUGACAUCGUCAUCCUGGGGGCCACCGGCUUCACAGGACGGCUCAUGGUGCAACACUUGGAUUCUUUGAUCUGUGCUGGGCAAGCGAAGGUCCGGGCGUGGGCAUUGGUCGGGCGCCACGCGCAAAAGUUAAGGACAGUGGCUGCUUCUUGCCGCACCUCGCCCACAACACUCGUGGCGGAGGGCGACGCAGUGGAGGAGGUCGUUCGGCAGGCCUUUGUAGUCAUUGCAGCUGCAGGACCGUAUGCCCUUUGUGGUGAAGCGGUGGUCCGAGCAUGCGUCCGGAGCAGCACGCACUAUGUGGAUGUGGCCGGAGAGACGGUGUGGAUGCACGAGAUGCUCCGACGCUACCAUGAAGAAGCCAAGCAGAAGGGCCUUCUGCUGGUGAAUGCUUGUGCGCAGGUCUGUGCCAUCGAUGACGUCAACUGCUACUUGUUGGCCAAGCACCUGGGCCCGCUGAAACAAUUUCGGGAGUACUUCUUCUCGUAUGGAGGCACCACUGGAGGAACCUUCCUCUCUGGAGCCACCAACAUGGAGGGAAUGACGGAGGAGAGACUUCGGGUGCAGAACGAUCCCUACAGCCUGGGCGGCCAAAGAGCCGGUGGUGCGCGAGAGGUGGACUUGGAUUGCAGUGCAGCUGCUCAGGACUCAAUCUAUCCGGCCCUUUGGCUACUACCGGCCUACAACGGCCAUACGGGUGGCCGUAUCGUGCGACGCAGUUGCCAGCUCUUUGAGGGCGAGGAAGGACCGAUGGACCGGGCCCAGCUACGGCUCGCAGCUGGUGGUGCAAAUUCGGGACGCCGCCGGGGAAACCGAGUUGACUCGGGAGGAUGGGCUCUCUGGGGCUCUCUGGGCUUCGAUGGUGUAAUGUGGUAUGAGUGUGUACUUCGGCCACGACGAUUGCCGCCCUGGGUUCUUGGACUCAACUUGGAAAGUCUGGAGCCCCCCAACUUCAAACGCCUGGCGCAACGACCCCACGGGCCAGCGAAUCGACGGCCAGUGGUGGAAUUCAUGUCCAUCUACUCCGAGUGUGCCACCUGCAUCGGCCGACCUGCAUACAUCGGGAAUGACACCGAACUGAAGGGGAACGACACCGUGCGCCCGUGCGCGAAGGACUCGCAGGAUUCUCUCCCGCAGUGA
Molecule: messenger RNA, 2403 nt
Organism: Durusdinium trenchii
Lineage: Eukaryota; Dinophyceae; Suessiales; Symbiodiniaceae
Source: the annotation of a GenBank genome assembly